GCCGCCGCCCGGCUGGCCGGGCCUCGCGGUGCGGAGACCCCGGCGGUGUCGCAGUACCCGCGCGCCCGCCAGCCAUGGCCCAGCCCGGCGAGGAGGCUCUGCCCGGACCCGAGACGACGGUGCAGAUCCGCGUCGCCAUCCAGGAGGCCGAGGACGUGGAGGAGCUAGAAGACGAGGAGGAGGGGGCGGAGACGCGGAGCGCAGGGGACCUGGCCCGGUACCUCAGCCCCGGCUGGGGCAGUGCUAGCGAGGAGGAGCCGAGCCGCGGGCACAGCAGCACCACUACGAGUGGGGGCGAGAACGAACACGAGGACCUGGAGCAGGAGUGGAAGCCCCCGGAUGAGGAGCUCAUCAAGAAACUGGUGGCUCAGAUAGAAUUCUACUUUUCUGAUGAAAACCUGGAGAAGGACGCCUUCCUGUUGAAGCACGUGAGGAGGAACAAGUUGGGCUACGUGAGCGUCAAGCUGCUUACCUCCUUUAAGAAGGUGAAGCAUCUCACACGGGACUGGAGAACCACAGCACAUGCCUUGAAGUAUUCAGUGACCCUUGAGUUGAAUGAGGACCAUCGGAAGGUGAGGAGGACCACUCCCGUCCCACUGUUUCCAAACGAGAACCUUCCCAGCAAGAUGCUCCUGGUCUAUGAUCUACACUUAUCCUCCAAGCUGUGGGCUCUGGCCACCCCCCAGAAGAAUGGAAGAGUGCAGGAGAAGGUGAUGGAAAAUCUUCUCAAGCUCUUUGGGACUUUUGGAGUUAUCUCGUCAGUGAGGAUCCUCAAACCUGGAAGAGAGCUGCCCCCUGAUAUUCGGAGGAUCAGCAGCCGGUACAGCCAGGUGGGGACCCAAGAGUGCGCUAUUGUGGAGUUUGAGGAGGUAGAAGCAGCUAUCAAAGCCCACGAAUUUAUGAUCACAGAAUCUCAGGGGAAAGAAAACAUGAAAGCUGUCCUGAUUGGUAUGAAACCACCCAAAAAGAAACCUUCCAAAGAUAAGAACCAUGAUGAGGAGCCCUCUGCCAGCAUCCACCUGAACAGGUCCCUGAACAAGAGGGUGGAGGAGCUUCAAUACAUGGGGGACGAGUCUUCUGCCAACAGCUCCUCUGACCCUGAGAGCAAUCCUACAUCUCCUAUGGCUGGCCGACGGCAUGUGGUCACCAACAAGCUCAGCCCUUCUGGCCACCAGAAUCUCUUUCUGAGCCCAAAUGCCUCCCCGUGCUCAAGUCCUUGGAGCAGCCCCUUGGCCCAACGCAAAGGUGUUUCCAGAAAGUCCCCACUGGCUGAGGAAGGUAGACUGCACUCUAGCACCAGUCCGGAGAUCUUCCGCAAGUGCAUGGAUUACUCCUCUGACAGUAGCGUCACACCCUCUGGCAGCCCCUGGGUUCGGAGGCGCCGCCAAGCUGAGAUGGGGACACAGGAAAAAAGUCCUGGGGCAAGUCCCCUGUUGUCUCGGAAGAUGCAGACUGCAGAUGGGUUACCUGUAGGGGUGCUAAGGCUGCCCAGGGGCCCUGACAACACCAGAGGAUUUCAUGGUGGACAUGAGAGGAGCAGGGCCUGUGUAUGAAUGCCUUCUAUUUUUAAUACCAGCUCCAUUGAAAACCACCUGUGUUUUCAAGGUUCUGACAAAUACCUGGCAUGACAUAGAAUGGAAUUCAGUCCUCUUUGCAAGAUUUUGUAUACAUGUAGACCUCUUAAUUUAUAUAUUUGUAAGGCAUAUAAAUUGUCUGGUACCCUAUGGUUUUGAGAUCAUCUUCUAGUUCAUAUCACCCAUUUGUCCCAGCAUGGCCAUUAUUUGGAUAGUGCCUGAUGUGUGUGUGUAUG
Marmota flaviventris (yellow-bellied marmot) is the source of this 1810-nucleotide messenger RNA. It is a transcript of the gene Larp6, whose product is annotated as La ribonucleoprotein 6, translational regulator. The record is from RefSeq and is a predicted model, not a curated record. Lineage: Eukaryota; Metazoa; Chordata; Mammalia; Rodentia; Sciuridae. Gene Ontology annotation, molecular function: mRNA binding. Gene Ontology annotation, biological process: RNA processing. Gene Ontology annotation, cellular component: nucleus; ribonucleoprotein complex.